This is a messenger RNA of Cottoperca gobio, 1510 nucleotides long. It is a transcript of the gene chad, whose product is annotated as chondroadherin. The record is from RefSeq and is a predicted model, not a curated record. The transcript has 4 exons. NCBI's taxonomy places the organism in Eukaryota, Metazoa, Chordata, Actinopteri, Perciformes, Bovichtidae. Gene Ontology annotation, molecular function: protein binding. Bases 1 to 1101 code for a protein of 366 amino acids. Gene Ontology annotation, cellular component: extracellular matrix.
AUGCGUUGUGUGAGCUUUUUGUUGCUGGGGACAUGCCUCCUGGUCCUGGGCCCUGUGGUGCAGGGAGCCCCAGGCCAGUGCCCCAGCCUGUGCCACUGCCACGGUGACCUUCAACACGUCAUCUGUGACAGCGUCGGGCUAAAGAAGAUCCCCCGAGUGUCGGAGGUCACUCGUCUGCUGAACCUGCAGAGGAACAACCUGGGCAGCAUACCCACGGGCGCCUUCAGUGAAAGCAAGGGACUCAUCUCUCUGCACAUGCAGCACUGCCAGCUCCGAGAGAUCGGGUCCCAGGCCUUCAAGGGGCUGAAGAAGCUCAUCUACCUCUACCUGUCCAACAACGACAUCAACAGCCUCAAGCCCGGCGCCUUCGAUGACCUGGCCGAGCUCACCUACCUCUACCUAGAUGGGAACCAAAUCAGUGACCUCUCCAAGGGCAUCUUCUCCCCAAUGAUCAACCUCUUCAUCCUGCAGCUCAACGGCAACAAGCUCCGGGAGCUGCGGUCGGGGACUUUUGCAGGCGCCAAAGACUUGCGCUGGCUGCACAUGAGCGGGAACGAGCUGACGACCCUGCAGCCGGGCUCUCUGGACGACGUGGAGAACCUCGCUAUACUUCACCUGGACAGGAACAAGAUGUCCACCUAUCCCAGUGCGGCGAUGAGCAAACUGCGAGUGGUGGAGGAACUCACGCUGGGGAAGAACCCCAUGAGGACCAUCCCAGACAUCGCCUUCCAGAGCUUUGGGCGCUACAUGGAGAAACUAUCCCUGGACGACAUGGGUCUGGAGAAGUUCUCUGAUGGUGCGUUCAUUGGUGUGACGGCGGUCAAGUCACUGAACCUUGACAACAAUAAGAUAAAGUUCCUUCCUAAAAGCAUCGAUUUUGGCACCAUCACUAACCUCACCCUCACCAACAACCCGUGGAGCUGCUCGUGCCAGCUAGCUCCGCUGCGAAGGUGGAUGGACUCUAGUCGCAAUCGUCCAGACGCAGUGUGUGCAUCUCCACCUCAGCAGAAAGGAAAGCAAGUGAGAGACAGCGCUGCCUUCAGUGGCUGCAGAGUCAAGCCAAAGAGAGCCAAAAAGGGCACACGCCAGUCGCAGCUGUAAAGGUGACUGAGGAGGAGCCUGUCCAGGUGACUGGCUACAAAUGCAACAAAAAGCAAUGCUGACUCAUUCUAGACUGUCCAUCUAUUCAUCUGCCAAAUAUUGUCACUGGUGUAAACACAGACAAAAACAUUCAUAGAUACACUUGCUCUCCGUCUGUCUCUCUUACACCCAAACACACGAAGAGCUUCAUGGACCUGAGACGCAACUUUAAAUUAAUUUUCCCUCAUUUAUAUCAAAGAUAGAGACAAAAGUAUGAAGUAGAAAUGUGCAAAAUUCAGGUAACCACCAAAAUAAAAGAAUGCAUUUGAGUAAAUGAAGACUACAAAAAGCAUUAAGGACAAACAUGUUGUCUUUUCCUGGUGCCUUCAGGAGACAACAGGAUAAACAGUGAAGACAAGAACAUCUGAAU